Messenger RNA from Plectropomus leopardus (leopard coralgrouper), 266 nucleotides. NCBI's taxonomy places the organism in Eukaryota, Metazoa, Chordata, Actinopteri, Perciformes, Serranidae. The record is from RefSeq and is a predicted model, not a curated record.
GUCAGCUCAUGUCACUCCAGGCAGUGAUGGCGGAGGUGGACGAAACCGACGUAAUGAUGAACUACCACGGUGAUUUUAUCAAAAGCGACAGAAAAAUUACCCGUUACCCGUACUGCAUCGUCUGGACACCUAUUCCUAUUUUAUCGUGGGUGCUCCCCUUCAUUGGUCACAUGGGUAUAUGCACCUCUUCUGGAGUCAUACGAGAUUUUGCAGGAUCAUACUUUGUUUCAGAGGACAACAUGGGCUUUGGUAGACCAACAAAGUAA